AUUGCGCCAUAGGAUUUGGGUUAGGUAAAAGUUAGUUGUUGGAAUAGUUUUGUGAUACUCAUUUAAAUUAUUAAUCAUAUUGAUGCAACAUAAUGUAAAUGAUUAUUAAUUUUUCGUCUUAUAAAUGAUGAUACGCAAUCGUAUCUAUCAAGUAUUUCUGUGAAUUCCUCGAUUAAGCCAUAAGGAGAGAAUUUAAUAAUUGAUUGAAAUGAAUUAAUUGUAAUUAUGUCGUUUUACGAUAAUCAAGAAAAUAAUUAUCCUAGGGGUAGUUUUACACCAACUGAAAGUUAUUUUAAUAAUAGAGCUCAAAGCUCGUUAUCAAAUUCUCCAUACUUGAGAAAUUUGCCAGUUGAUAUAUCACAUUCUACACUGGAACCAACUGCCAGAGAAUUUUUUCCUACCACUAGCACAUCUGAAAGUCAUAAUGGAGCUGUUAAGAAGAGACCUCAAAAUAAAUUCAAGGAUAAAGAUAAUAUAAAUUGGAGAAGGUACGGAAGUGGAAGAACUUUUAACAGUUCUAGACAAAAUACAUCUAGUAGUCAGUUUUCAAUUUCCAGCUAUGAUAAAAAUGAUAAUUCACAAAAUAAUGAACAGCAUAGUGAUAAUCAUAGAAAUCCUAUAAAAUCUAAUGAGAGAUAUCAAAGUAGUUCAUCUUAUGAAGAUCGAUAUAAUUCUGGAUAUGAAGACAAUAAUUCUUCAACCGGCUCUUCAAGAAAUUUCAGAAAUACUAAAAGAUACGAAAAUCAUGAAGGAAAGUUACGGAGCAACUAUAAUGAGGGGAAUUCAAGAAAUUAUGAUGAUAAAAAAAAUAACAAAAAGCAAAAUAAUUUUUCUUAUGGUAGUGGGGAAUCUGGCAUGAGAAAAACUUACCAAAAUCAAAGAAGAAGCUAUAAAUCUUAUGACCAUAGAAAUAACCAAAAAUUAAGGGAUGAUCAUGGGUAUAAUAACUGGAGAAAACAAAAUGAGAAACCAUCUGAUUCUAAUUUGGUUAAAAAUAGCAAAAAAUUAAAUGCUGCUUCUCAAAGGGAAAGGUUGGUAGAAAUGCUCAAUCGUCGUACCCUAGAGUGUCUCGUAUGUUGUGAAAAAAUAAAACAUACUGAUAAAGUUUGGUCAUGUUUAUUAUGUUGUCAUAUAUUCCAUCUUCACUGUGUGGUUGCUUGGGCAAAAUCAUCGAAAAUAGAAAAUGGUUGGAGGUGUCCUGCCUGCCAGAAUGUCUGCAGUGAAGUUCCCAAACAAUAUAAAUGUUUUUGUGGAAAAACAAUUGAACCUAGGUUUGAACCAGGAGUAAUUCCCCAUGGUUGUGGAGAUAUGUGUUUACGUAAGGGUCGGCAUUGUGAGCACAAAUGUUCCAUUUUAUGCCAUCCAGGACCUUGUCCUGAUUGCACUGUAAUGAUAUCUAAAUCAUGUGGAUGUGGUGCCACUCAGCAAAUGGUAAAAUGUAGCACAGACAUAGAAAUAACUUGCAACGCCAUCUGCAAUAAAUUUUUAGAAUGCGGCUUACACCGGUGCACACAAUCUUGUCAUACGGGUAAUUGUGAAUCUUGUAAUAAAACGAUUAUACAGGAAUGUUAUUGUGCCAAAGAAGGAAGAAAGGUACCUUGUUGUGGUGAAUACAAAGGUCAAACACAAUAUUCCUGUGGAGAAUUAUGUGAUAAGAUUCUAUCUUGUGGAAAUCACAGAUGUGAGAAAAUUUGUCAUGAAGGUUCAUGUGAGAUGUGUACAACUGAUGUUAAUAAUAUUAGAACAUGUCCUUGUGGAAGGACACGUCUCACUAAAGAAAGAUUAUCCUGUUUGGAUCCUAUUCCAUGUUGCGAUAAGGUUUGUGGUAAAGUCUUUAAAUGCGGACAACCAAAUAUGCCACACAGAUGUGAAAAUAAUUGUCAUGAAGGAUCAUGUCCUACUUGUCCUUUAACCACUGUUAUCAAAUGUCGUUGUGGUCAUAUGGAUAAAGAAAUACCUUGUUCAGAAUUAACAACGAAAGCUGAUGAUGCCAGGUGUCAGAAAAAAUGCACAAAAAAACGUUUGUGUGGUAAACACAAAUGCAAUCAACUAUGUUGUAUAGAAGUAGAACACGUAUGUCCUCUUCCAUGUAAUCGUCUUCUAUCUUGUGGUCAACACAGAUGCGAACGUACAUGUCAUUCCGGCCGUUGUCCGCCGUGCGAAGAAACUAGCUUUGAAGAACUCUUCUGCGAAUGCGGUGCAAGCGUAUUAUAUCCUCCGAUACCGUGCGGCACCAAACCGCCCAAUUGUUCCAAACCUUGUUCAAAACCGCGUCCUUGCGGCCACGAAGUAAAUCAUUCCUGUCAUACCGGAAUGUGUCCGCCUUGCACUGUUUUAUGUAAACGUUGGUGUUACGGACAUCACGAACAGAGAUCAGCCAUUCCUUGUCAUCAAGAAUAUUUCAGUUGCGGUUUGCCGUGUGGUAAGGAUCUGUCGUGUGGGAGACACAAAUGCAUUAAACCUUGCCACGACGGACCGUGUCCUACGCCUUGUAAACAGCCGUGUACGGUACCGAGGGAUUUGUGUGGACAUACUUGUAGCAGACCAUGCCAUGAACCACCAUGCCCUGAAAGUAGUUGUAAACAACUUGUUCCAGUGACUUGUUUAUGUGGAUUGCAAAAAUCUACUAGACCUUGUAUAGAAGUAGUUGAUGAGUUCAAAAAUAUCCAAAUGGCUCAAUUGAAAGAAAAAAUGGGCAGCUUGUCGACUAAUUCUACAAUAGAUUUAUCUGAUAUUUUGAAUGCGCCUAAAAAACCAACUGUUCUUAAAAUUUUAGAGUGUACUGAAGAAUGUCGAGUUUUGGAAAGGAACAGAAGGCUAGCUAUCGGUUUACAAAUACGCAAUCCAGAUUUGAGUCAAAAACUUACACCGCGUUAUUCUGAUUUCCUCCGCCAAUGGGCCAAAAAGGACCACCAUUUUUGUCAAAAAGUACACGACAAGUUAACCGAAUUAGUUCAAUUAGCUAAAAAUAGUAAACAGAAGAGCCGCUCCUAUUCCUUCGAGUCGAUGAAUAGAGAUAAACGUCACUUUAUACACGAAUACUGCGAACAUUUCGGCGUCGAAAGUGCGGCUUACGAUAUGGAACCAAACAGGAAUAUUGUAGCAACUGCUAUUAAAGAUAAAUCUUGGUUACCGAGUAUGAGUUUGUUAGAAUUUAUUCAAAGAGAAAAUGGACAGAGGAAAGUACCUGGGCCCGUGUUGGGUCGCGGUUCUAGCGGUAAAACUGAAACGGUCUCUUUGAAAUUGCCUAGUAGAGUUCAAAGGCCCAGUACACCAUCUCAUGAAAUCGUUGAUCCCUUCAGAUCAUCGUAGUUACGAGUAUUUUUACAUUUAUUUGCAAGUUUAUAAAAGUGUUAUAUUAUGAAAUCCAAUAAAGUUUUUUUUGAUUAA
Molecule: messenger RNA, 3390 nt
Organism: Diorhabda sublineata
Lineage: Eukaryota; Metazoa; Arthropoda; Insecta; Coleoptera; Chrysomelidae
Gene: stc
Product: protein shuttle craft
Exons: 9
Coding region: 226-3312 (1028 amino acids)
Biological process (GO): negative regulation of transcription by RNA polymerase II
Cellular component (GO): nucleus
Molecular function (GO): zinc ion binding; DNA-binding transcription factor activity, RNA polymerase II-specific; RNA polymerase II transcription regulatory region sequence-specific DNA binding
Source: RefSeq, a predicted model, not a curated record